Molecule: messenger RNA, 1245 nt
Organism: Opisthorchis viverrini
Lineage: Eukaryota; Metazoa; Platyhelminthes; Trematoda; Opisthorchiida; Opisthorchiidae
Exons: 8
Coding region: 1-1014 (337 amino acids)
Biological process (GO): regulation of apoptotic process
Cellular component (GO): nucleus
Molecular function (GO): protein binding
Source: RefSeq, a predicted model, not a curated record
AUGGAUCUAUCCCGAAUCACUGCUCCGUUCGCCAUGAUAACAACGCCGGAUUUUCACACAUUAAAAGUGGAAUGGUUUGAUAGUCUGGAAGAACUAGAGAUGUUGGGGCUCAAAUGUGCUGUUGAGGUGUCUAUUCGUAAGACAGACCACUCAAAUUGGGAAGUUAUCUACCUUGGACGGAGUGAUCAGUGUGUUUACUCAAAAAUGGAGCCUGGUAUGGAGUACAUGGUCCGUCUACGCCUUAACAUGGGGGAUAAAUUCGGGCCUUAUGGAGAGGAACAACCAAUAGAAAUGCCCCCUGAACCAAACACUGGAUCAGAUCUUCAUAAAGCCAUAAAAUUCGAAGACAUGGAUCAGCUACGCUCGAUCUUGAGUGUCGGGCAGGUAGACCUUGAAGUCGCGGAUCAAUUUGAUUUCACUCCUCUCAUGGCUGUUGCAAACAGAAACCUACGGAAUUUUGUGACCGUUCUUAUCAAAUACGGUGCCAAAGUGAACACGACAAACAAACUCGGUAAAACAGCCCUGAUGAUUGCGGCUAACAAAGGCUUUAUUGAAAUAGCUGAAUGCUUGCUGCAAAAUGGUGCUGACCCGAAUUUGCAGGAUAUCAAUGGAAUGCACGCGGUUUUCUACGCAGUUGAUGGCGAGAACGGAAACAUGAUUCGUCUACUGCACAAAUGGGGCGCACAUAUCAACCUAGAAGAUCGGGAUAACCAAUGGACGCCGCUGAUUCGGCUAGCUUGUCUCGCUAAUAACGGAAAUCCUCGAGUGGGCUCAGCCUUGAUAGAUUGUGGAGCAGAUGUGAACCACAGGGACAAAUACGGUCAAACUGCACUAAUUCAUUGCGCAUUUCAUCGAAACCACACCGAUUUGGCGAAGCUGCUUUUGUCCUGUGGAGCCGAUCCGGACAUUCGUAACAAGAAGAAUCACACAGCAUGGGAUAUCGCAAAAUCUUUGGAAAAUCUGAAUUUCUGCCAGCUUGUCGAGAAGUUCAAGCGCUCCGUUGUACGCAAAUGAAGUCCCGAUGGAAGCUGUAUUAUUUAUUCGUACGAUUUACUUGGACAGCAUUUUCAGUGUCCAGUUUACAUGAAUUGGUUUCACUUGUCUUGCUUUGGUGUCCAUUUUUCUUUCAAUAGUCCAAAAAUUUCUUGAAUUGCAUGUAAAAGAAUUUCUUGCACAUAGCCUUGUAGAAUCAAUCUUUUUCAAAUCCAGCAUAUGUCCAUGUAGGCCACAAUUGUUACAAAAACC